UCCGCGAUCACCAGCAUGACUUCUGAUUUUGACGGCGAGCCGUUUCAGCACCUCCGCCCAGCGCAGCUCAGCGCCCCCUCCGGCAUCUCCGCCCAGCGCAGCUCAGCGCCCCCUCCGGCGGCACCGCGCUCACCGAGGCCGCCCGCCGCCGCCUCCACCCCGGAACGGCCGCGCGCCGCCUGCGCCUGCCGCACGGGCCCCUUUCGCGGAGGCACCGCGGCGGACGGUGGCCGUGGGGACGUGCGGGGGGCUGCGCUCGCCAUGCCAAAGUUACUGAAAGGCAAAGGAGGAAAGCAGGAGAAGAAAGUCAUCCAUCCUUACAGCAGAAAGGCUGCACAGCUUGCAAGGGAAGCACACAAACAGGAAAAGAAAGAAAAGUUGAAGACUGAAAAAGCUUUACGUCUGAGUAUUAUUGGAGAAAAAUUACAAUGGUUUCAAAGUCACCUUGACCCCAGUAAGACUGACUACACGAAGAAGGAAGCUGGUGAACUCAUUGAAAAUUAUAUGGGUCGAUUUAGUGCUGAAUUGGAGCAGAUUGAGUUACAAAACAGUAUUAAAGGUAGACAAGGAAGACAGCAUGGUUCUCGGGAAACUGUCAUCAGGCAAACCAUAGAACGUGAAAGACAACUCUAUGAAGGCUAUGGAAUAGAAAUCCCAGACAUUGUGAACAGCAAACAUCUUAAAAUUUUCAGAGAAUGGGAUGGUGAUCUGAAGAAACUGCCAAACAUUAAGAUGAGAAAGUUCUCUGCUCAGGAUGCUGCUUGCAGCCACACUGAAGUGGCAGACGUGGAAGCUAAAGAAGAAUUGAAUAAAGCAGAAGACAUGGUUAAUGAGCACCAGCUGAUUCAAAAGUUGAAACGGCUGAAGGGAAUUGUAAGAAACCUAUUUUAAUAAGCACUAGAAACAAGAAUAAAGCCAGUGUUUCCAAUUAUA
Messenger RNA from Dromaius novaehollandiae (emu), 933 nucleotides. It is a transcript of the gene TMA16, whose product is annotated as translation machinery associated 16 homolog. Gene Ontology annotation, cellular component: nucleus. Lineage: Eukaryota; Metazoa; Chordata; Aves; Casuariiformes; Dromaiidae. The record is from RefSeq and is a predicted model, not a curated record.